AUGAAAUACGUUAUAGGAAUUGGGGGGGUCACUAACGGUGGCAAAACCACCCUGACUAAUAAGUUGAUUAAGACGUUGCCUAACUGCUGUGUCGUUCACCAGGAUGACUUUUUCAAGAAACCCGAUCAGAUACAAGUCGGGGAGGACGGCUUUAAACAAUGGGAUGUGAUCACUUCUUUGGACAUGGAGGCCAUGACCAACACUGUCAAAGGCUGGAUGGAGAACCCAGUGAAGUUCGCACGUUCGCAUGGUGUCCCGUUGUCAUCAUCCUCUGAUGUGGCCAACCCUGAUGAGCAGACUCACAUCCUGAUCGUGGAGGGCUUUUUGCUCUACAAUUACCCACAGCUGCUGGAUGUUUUUGACAAGUGCUAUUACAUCUCUAUUCCCUAUGAAGAGUGCAAGAGGAGGAGAAGUACAAGACAAUACACUGUACCAGACCCUCCCGGCCUGUUUGACGGCCAUGUUUGGCCGAUGUACCUCAAGCACCGCAGAGAAAUGGAAGACUGCUGCUUAGAUAUUGAGUACUUGGAUGGCUUGAAAUGCAAAGAAGAGCUCUACAACCAGGUGUAUGAGGACAUUCAGAACAAUCUGCUCAAUCGUUUAUAG
Messenger RNA from Nerophis lumbriciformis (worm pipefish), 606 nucleotides. The record is from RefSeq and is a predicted model, not a curated record. Lineage: Eukaryota; Metazoa; Chordata; Actinopteri; Syngnathiformes; Syngnathidae.